Gongylonema pulchrum is the source of this 657-nucleotide messenger RNA. Lineage: Eukaryota; Metazoa; Nematoda; Chromadorea; Rhabditida; Gongylonematidae. The record is from the annotation of a GenBank genome assembly.
CGGGGCGCGGGCGCCGUGCUCUCGCUGCUGCAAUUCGUCGAGCUUUCACCGGCCUCGCUCAGUAAGGACAAUCUGCUUGUGUCAUCUGAGGAUUUGAAGGCAACCGCGUCAAUAGAGAAGUCGGAAGAUACGAAACGCGGGAUCGGAUGGUUUGUUGCAGCGCUAUUCAUUCUGGCUGACCUGGUCGGUGGCGGUGUGGUGGCAAUGCCGGCUGCUUUCGUGCAAACAGGGCUUGUCUGCGGCAUACUGUUUAUGACAACAAUUUGCGGGGUAUUUUCGGUGACCGGAUAUCUGCUCGCUGAUACAUGGGAAAUUAUGCGUGACCGAUGGCCCGAGUACCGCAUGCAUUGCCGCAAGCCAUUCCCAGAAAUGGGACUUCGAAGUAUGGGAAAAAAAAUGGAGAUCGCAACUCAGUUGCUCGUUUUUUCGUCAUUGUUCGGUUCCACAGUUGUGUUCCUACUUCUCUCGUCCAAAAUUUUUCAAAAUUUUCUCGCCAAUUUCCAUGUGAACAUUCACUUCUGCAUACUCCUUAUCAUUGUUGCUGGAUCUGUAUUACCAUCCACAUUUCUCAAAUCUCCUGCUGAUUACUGGUACGUCCUGCUUCAGCUGUUUGGCCUUCGAGGGAGCGGAGGCAAGGAGCAGAUGCUUUACCCAUGA